AUGGAGCACCAACUGGAAUCGAUGCACCUGUCCUCCUCUUCUUCUGGAGUGAAAGAGGACGACGAAACGAAAAAGGGACGAGGAGAUACCGACGAUGGCGAUGGUAAAAACGCCGCGACGACGACGGUUUCGACGACGACGACGACGCCGAAUCCCAAAACCGAUUUGACGAACACGAAUGAAAUCGAUUCGAACUCGGAUGAAAACCAAGAGAGCGACGACGAGGACGAGGACGUGUUCGAAGACGCGACGACGCCUCCGGAUGAAGAUAAUAAUACUAAUAGUAACGGUAACGAUGAUAGCGCGAGGAGUAGUACGAGUGGUGGUGGAAACAACGCGUUGUUUGACAAUACUAAUACUAAUACGAGGAGUGGCUUAUACAACAAGGACGACGAAGAAGAAGACGAAGGAGAAAACGAAUCAGACGGUGAAAACGACUCGGAACGCAUGCGGGAGGAAGACUUUUCGGAACUCUUGCAAUACGUCAAAGUCGCGGUUGCGGACGAGAAUCCGCUGGAAAAGUACGAAAAGUUAGGAUCGACGUUGUGGCAACUGAGCAACGACGCUUUAGAGCAGUUGGCGAACAGAGAGGAGAUUGAGAGUCAGCAAGGAGAAGGAGGCGCGUCGUCGUCGGACGGCGGCGUGAGAUCGAUUUUUGGCAUCGUAAACGAAGAAGACGAAGAAGAAGAUGACGAAUUGAACGAGAGUAAAGAUGGGUUGAAUUUGCACGAUUUACCCAAGUGCGUUCAAUUGGCGGCGAAGGAGUUGUCGGUGUUUGCAAAAGCGUUGACGAUUGAUCCGGGGAUGGCGUAUAGACCGGGGAGUUCGAAAACGCGCGAGAUUAUUCCGGGAGAGACGACGAUGCGAGCGAUUGGGAGUCAUCGCGUUGGAGCAGCAGAGAUUAUUGCGAUGAUGCUACAGUUGGGAUGUUUGGAAAUUGAUGAGAAGAUGGCGCAUUUGAAAUUGGAGGAAACGAACGACGACAAGAAACCGAUGACUUUAGAAACGUUGGCGAUUAUGUUGUUCGAAUACCCGUGGUCGUCCGCGUUUCACGCGGCGGCAUCGAGAGCUAUUUUAGCCGCGUUAUCGAGUCCUCACGAAAAGCUUUGGAUACCGUUGGUCGUGUGCGCGAGAGAUGAAGGCUCGGGGGAUGUGUAUAAGAAUUCAUUGCCGACAAAGGUGGCGGAGACUAUGGACGAAGCUUUGCUGUGUGAACGCUUGAGCAAAAGAAAAGGAAACGUUGGAUCCGCGGUAGUGUUGGCGAACGCUUUGAGAGAGUUUGGGGAAGCCACGGAUGAAGAGCGGAGCGAGAUGCGAAGACAUUUGAAUAACAAUCCGAAAUGGUUGGAAGCGAAUAAAGACGGCGGGAGUUUGGAUCGUUUGAACGAGGAGCAAGUUGGCGGAUUGUGCGGUCCAAAACCGAGUCGUUCGCAAUUUUUAGAAACGAAUUUGGGAGGCGGAGGCAACGUGAUUAGCAGUCACGAGUUACUUCGCAUGCUCCAACAUAUUUCAUUAGGCGGCGGUGGAAACUAA
This is a messenger RNA of Bathycoccus prasinos, 1533 nucleotides long. RefSeq lists its product with no specific name. Lineage: Eukaryota; Viridiplantae; Chlorophyta; Mamiellophyceae; Mamiellales; Bathycoccaceae. The record is from RefSeq and is a predicted model, not a curated record. The coding region runs from base 1 to 1533 and encodes 510 amino acids. The transcript has a single exon.